Molecule: messenger RNA, 3850 nt
Organism: Acipenser ruthenus (sterlet)
Lineage: Eukaryota; Metazoa; Chordata; Actinopteri; Acipenseriformes; Acipenseridae
Product: angiopoietin-1-like
Exons: 9
Coding region: 425-1936 (503 amino acids)
Biological process (GO): angiogenesis; Tie signaling pathway
Molecular function (GO): receptor tyrosine kinase binding
Source: RefSeq, a predicted model, not a curated record
ACAUUCCACUCAAGUCAUCGUGUGGGGAAGGCAGUCUGCCACAAGCUUGGUUUAAGCACAGAGCCCCAAUAAAACUCACUGAGGACACACAGAGAACUGCAGUACAGAGGGGAUUUUGGAGAGGAGCUCUGAUUCACACAGCUGGCUGGGAAGUGCUUUAUGCUUUGCAAGGAAUUAUUAGAUUGAAUAGCAAGCCUAUUGAUACCAUUUUCUAUUUAGUUUUAAAUCUCAAUGUUUGGUAUUUGGCUUUUUAUUCAAUGCAUUAAGGAUGAAAAGACACUAAAAGAUUAGUUUUUUUUUUUUCUUUGUUUAGUUUUUUUUUUUAAUUUGUUGUUGUUGGCCAGGAUUUAUUAUCCCUGAAAUUAAAGGAAGAAAGGAAAAAAAAAACAUUUUCAUUCAUAAAAAAUACUUAUUUUUUUUUACAAUGUUCUGGAAUAUGCUAAGUAUCCAUUUACUUUUCUCUGUCUUCCUGGGGGCUCUGAUGGCAGGUGUCAGUGCUCAGCGACGGGGUACAGAUAGUAAUGGCAGGCGAUAUAAUCGCAUCCAGCAAGGACAAUGCUCUUAUACCUUUAUCUUGCCUGAAAAUGAAGGCAACUGCAAAGAGGGAACAACAGACAAAUACAACACCAACUCCCUUCAGAGGGAUGCUCCACUGGUGGACCAUGAGUUUUCUACACAGAAAAUACAACACCUGGAACAUAUCAUGGAGAAUUACACACAGUGGCUUCAAAAGAUUGAAAACUAUAUUCAGGAGAACAUGAAGACUGAGAUGGCUCAGAUUCAGCAGAAUGCUGUCCAAAACCACACAGCCACCAUGCUGGAGAUAGGCACCAGUUUGCUGAGUCAGACAGCAGAACAGACACGGAAACUCACAGAUGUUGAAACACAGGUUUUAAACCAAACAUCUAGACUUGAAAUCCAGCUGCUGGAGAAUUCAUUGUCUACGAACAAACUGGAGAAGCAGCUGCUGGUACAGACCAAUGAAAUCACCAAACUUCAUGAGAAAAACAGCUUCAUGGAGAAUAAAAUCAUUGGGAUGGAGGAUAGGCACAAGGAGGAGCUGGAGACUUUGAGGGACGAGAAAGAGAGUCUCCAUAACCUACUGGGACGACAAAGUAACAUUAUCCAGGAGCUUGAAAAGCAGUUGAACAAGGCCACUAGCAACAACAGCAUUCUGCAGAAACAACAGCUGGACCUCAUGGAGACAGUCCACAGCCUCGUUAACCUCUGCUCCAAAGAGGGAGUUGUACCAAACAGUACGAAAAAAGCUGAAGAAGAAAAUAGGUUUAGAGACUGUGCAGAUGUAUACCAUGCUGGUUUUAACAAAAGUGGGGUAUAUAAUAUCAAUGUCAACAACAUGUCAGAGACUAAAAAGGUCUAUUGUAAUAUGGAGGCUGUUGGAGGUGGUUGGACAGUCAUACAGCACAGAGAAGAUGGAAGUGUGGACUUCCAAAGGACGUGGAAAGAGUAUAAGAUGGGUUUUGGGAGCCCAUCUGGUGAGCAUUGGCUUGGAAAUGAAUUUGUUUUCCUGCUUACCAGUCAGCGUCAGUAUUCGUUGAGAAUCGAACUGACGGACUGGGAUGGAACUCAAGCGUUCUCUCAAUACGACCGGUUUUAUAUUGGGAAUGAGAAGCACAAUUACAGGUUAUUUCUAAAAAGUCACAGUGGGACUGCAGGGAAACAGAGCAGUCUGGUUAUACAUGGUGCAGAUUUCAGCACUAGAGAUGCUGACAAUGACAACUGUAUCUGCAAGUGUGCUCUGAUGCUAACUGGAGGUUGGUGGUUUGAUGCCUGUGGACCUUCUAACCUAAAUGGGAUGUAUUACAAAUCAGGACAGAACCUUGGAAAACUAAAUGGUAUAAAAUGGCAUUACUUCAAAGGCCCCAGCUAUUCCCUGCGUGCUACAUCCAUGAUGAUUCGACCUUUGGACUUCUAAAUAAAGCUUGACAUUAACGCUGUUGACACAACUGGCAUCUAAAGAAAGGACUUUGUAAGAAAUCUUCACUGUAAUGACCAAGGAAUAUGAAACUGGUACUUCCUUGUACUGUAAUGGUGCUACCAAAUCGAUGGCACUGUAGGACCAAGUCAGCACAUUUUGGGGCUAUACACUUUAGCUGAAUUUGGCUGUGCAACUGUUGGCUGGGGUUGUUAUGGUUAUGGAAUUGUGGGUGAAGAAAACUGGGAUAUACAGUAUCUAUACUGUAAAUUGGGCGUUGUAAGGUGAAUAUUGUCAAAAACGGUCUCGUCCCACAUGACUAGCAGAGUUAUAACUAAAAUAUGAAGUGGCUCAAAAAACAGCUGGCAACAACCUUCUCCAUUGGAGAUGUAGUAUGAUGUAUUGUUUUUCUAUUUUUAGUGUUCUGCUUGCUUUCUUUGUGCAGCUAUUUUCCAUCAGUAUUAGGAAAAAAAGAAUAAUAGUGCUGUGUUCUACAGAACAAACACAUAUAAUUAAGGGGCUAUUUUUUUCAUCAAGUCAUGGAAGCAUCAAACCACUAUUUACAAAAUGUUAAUGCACACAUUAACAUUUUGAAAUGUUAUAUACCCUCACUAAGCUUAAUGGUUGUGUUGAACUAUAAGAAUAGGGGAUUACCCAGGCGACCUCGCUGUUACAAGUUAGGUGAAGGUGUUUAUCAUUACUUCCCCUGCGUUGACAAGUGGGUUGCAGCAUUGAGGUGAUUGCAGCAUUGGACACUCUAAAUAAUAAACAAAAAAUACAGAAAUAGAAGAAUCUCCAAACAUUUUUAGACAGUCAAGCAAAUCUUAAAAAAUAGUAAAUCUUAUUUAAUAAUGCAAAAAAAACAACAAAAAAAAACACGUUUGAAAUAAAGUAUAGUUAGGCACAGGUCAUUGAACGCCCACAUACCUGUCCUUUGUAAAAAUUCUGUACGGUAACUUUCAGCCUUUAAAUUUCUGCUGAGGAACUGGUUAAAAUUACAUUCUCAAAGCUAUGUACUCCAGAGUGUCAUUUAUAAAAAUAAAUUCUGGAAGGAAAAAACACCAGUUACAUGAAUAAGAAACUCUUAAUGUAAGACUUUUACAAGCCUGGAAAUUAAAUGGUUCAGUUGUUUUAUUUCUGGGUUGGUAACUUCAUUAAUGUGGUUUUCAUUUCUAAAAGAGCUUUGAGAGUCUAGCCAAUAGUUUCCACCACUAAAUAGUCUCAAACUAUAUAUAAUAAAAGCAAGAAAAUGAAUAUUUUGUGAGCAAAUCACUGAUUUUGUAUUAGGAAAAUGCAUCUGUCGUUUCUAAAACGAUGACAAUUAUUUGUUUAUAGCAUUUUCACCAAAAUGUUCAUUUUCACCUAAAUGAAGCUGGCUAGGGAAAGUGGUAAUUUUCUCUAAACACAAUUCUUCAUGAAUGACACUGCUUUUUACUUCAGCUUAUACAUAAUGUGCAAAGGUCUCUUUCUUCUAUAGUCAAAAUGUAUUGUGUCAUUUUAAUUACAUAUUUGUGAUCCAUAUUUUUCAUGUGAUGCAGCUGAACAAAAGCAUGUUACAGUAUUUACUGCUGAUUUAUUUAUCUGGGUUUGAGUUGAGAAAUUGUUUUCAACUCUUUGUAAUAAACCACCCAAGACAAACAGGUACCAGAGUAUUGUUUUGUUUUUUCUUAUUUGCCAAUACUCCUAACUUCACAAUUCAUAAUAUGUUAAUGCUGUUGCACUUCCUCAUUUUGGCUAGGACAUUUCCACGGCUACAACUUUGCUUUCCGAAAGGGGAGCCUCUGCCAGUUUAUUAGACGUGUUAAUGUAAUUAGUGCUAUCAUCACACACAGCCAAAGACAGAGAAGUCUUGAUUUCAACAUGGAUAAAAGAACAAAUAAACAACACUUGUUGUCAAUAGCAGCUGUUCAAAAA